This is a messenger RNA of Strongyloides ratti, 903 nucleotides long. Its product is annotated as Paired box pox-meso protein. The transcript is spliced from 3 exons. Gene Ontology annotation, molecular function: RNA polymerase II cis-regulatory region sequence-specific DNA binding; DNA-binding transcription factor activity, RNA polymerase II-specific. Gene Ontology annotation, biological process: regulation of transcription by RNA polymerase II; anatomical structure development. The coding region runs from base 1 to 903 and encodes 300 amino acids. The record is from RefSeq and is a predicted model, not a curated record. Lineage: Eukaryota; Metazoa; Nematoda; Chromadorea; Rhabditida; Strongyloididae.
AUGGAAGAUUCUACAAUUGGACAAUAUUCACCAUCACCAAAUAGUUCAAAUGCCUCUAGUGUUAGUACACCACCAACACAUUUACCAUUUUAUUCAUCAUCAUUAAUUACUAAUAAUAAUCAUGAUAAUCAAACAUUUUCUGUACCUCAUAUUUAUCCAGAAAUAUCCUCUAAAGAAGACUGGAAUAAUAGUUAUUAUCAGGAGGCAACUAUUCAUAUGCAAAAUUUAUCAUUUUCUUUACAAGAUUCACCUCAACAAAAUUUAUAUACUAAUAUUUUUCCUAAUAAUACAAAUUAUCAAAAUACAAAUAUUUAUAAUACAAAUAUAGAUUCUCAAAAUAAUUCACAAGAAACAUUUAAUAAUUUAUAUUAUGAUCAAUCAUUAGAUUGUAAAAAUAAUGAUCAAGAACAAGAACAAUAUGGUGAGAAGAACCAGUUAGGAGGAAUAUUUGUAAAUGGUCGUCCAUUACCAUUACAAAUACGUAAGAAGAUUGUAGAUUUAGCAAGAAUUGGUAUAAGGCCAUGUGAUAUAUCAAGACAAUUAAAAAUAUCUCAUGGAUGUGUGUCAAAAAUAUUAAAUCGUUUUGCAGAAUCAGGAUCAAUAUUACCAGGAACUAUAGGUGGCUCCAAACCAAGAGUUGCCACACCAAAAGUUGUUGGUUAUAUACAUCGCCUCAAAACAAAUGAUCCUGGAAUUUUUGCCUGGGAAAUUAAAGAUAAAUUAGUUGAGGAUAAUAUAUGUGAUAGUGGGAAUACUCCAAGUGUUUCAACUAUAUCAAGAAUAUUACGAAAUUUUCAAAAAAAUCAUCCAUUAAAUAGGAGUUUAAAAAAUUCACAAAAAUCUUUCAACAAUACCAGAGAUCAAAAUAUACCACUUCCUCAACAAACACAUAUUGGUUGGUAA